This is a messenger RNA of Perognathus longimembris pacificus (Pacific pocket mouse), 1703 nucleotides long. It is a transcript of the gene Fbxl6, whose product is annotated as F-box and leucine rich repeat protein 6. Gene Ontology annotation, cellular component: SCF ubiquitin ligase complex. Gene Ontology annotation, biological process: SCF-dependent proteasomal ubiquitin-dependent protein catabolic process. The transcript is spliced from 9 exons. The record is from RefSeq and is a predicted model, not a curated record. NCBI's taxonomy places the organism in Eukaryota, Metazoa, Chordata, Mammalia, Rodentia, Heteromyidae. The coding region runs from base 6 to 1616 and encodes 536 amino acids. Gene Ontology annotation, molecular function: protein binding.
CCGCCAUGGCUCCCGCCGCCGCCCGGCGGGCCCGGCGCCGACCCCGGGGCGCGCUGCGGGCCGCGGCGCGGAGCCGCUCGGCCGAGGACUGGUGGUGGGACCGGCUGGCGCCCAGCGGCUCCGGGUUCCACCUGAUGCAGGCGGACAGCGUGCUGCUCGUCCUGCCGGGGCUCGGGCCCUCGCGAGCGCCCCGGCGCGCCGCGCGCCGCGCCUCCCGGCCGCCGCCGCCCCGGCCGCCCGCGCCCGCCCGGCCCCGGCCCCGGCCCCGGCCCCGGCCCCGGCCCGAGCCCGCGUCGCCGCCCGCGCCGGACCAGGCCCCGGACGCGGGCUGGGGAGAUCGCCUUCCCCUGGAAGUCCUGGUGCACAUUUUCGGGCUGCUGGUGGCCGCCGACGGGCCCAUGCCGUUCCUCGGCAGGGCCGCGCGCGUGUGCCGCCUCUGGCACCAAGCCGCCUCCCAGCCCACGCUCUGGCACACCGCCACCCUGUCGCCCCCCCUGGCCGGCCGCGCCUCCAAGAGCAGCGUCAAGGCCGAGCAGAAGCUCCUGGCGUCCCUGGAGUGGCUCAUGCCCAAUCGGUUCUCACAGCUCCAGCGGCUGACGCUCAUCCACUGGAAGUCUCAGGUGCACCCUGUGUUGAAGCUGGUGAGUGAGUGCUGUCCUCGGCUCACCUUCCUGAAGCUUUCAGAUUGCCACAACGUGACUGCCGAUACCCUGGUCAUGCUGGCCAAAGCCUGCCGCGGGCUCCACAGUCUGGACCUCCAGCACUCCAUGGUGGAUUCCACAGCCGUGGUGAGCUUUUUGGAGGAAGUGGGACCCCGAAUGCUCAAGCUGUGGCUGACCUACAGCUCCCAGACAACAGCUAUCUUGGGUGCACUGCUGGGCAGCUGCUGUCCCCACCUCCAAGUCCUGGAGGUGAGCACCGGCAUCAACCGCAACAGUACUCCCCUGCAGCUGCCUGUGGAGGCUCUGCAGAAAGGCUGCCCCCAGCUGCAGGUGCUCCGGCUGCUAAACCUGAUAUGGAUGCCCAAGCCUUUUGGGCGAGGGGUGGCUCCGGGACCAGGCUUCCCCCGCCUAGAGGAGCUCUGCCUUGCUGGAUCCACCUGUACCUUUGUGAGCAACGAAGUCCUGGGCCGCCUGCUCCGUGGCUCUCCCAGUCUACGCCUUCUUGAUCUUCGUGGCUGUGAUCGGAUCACACCUGCAGGCCUGCACGGUCUUCCUUGUCAGGAGCUAGAGCAGCUGCACCUGGGCCUGUAUGGCAUGUCCGACCGGCUGACGCUAGCCAAGGAGGGCAGCCCUCUGUUGACCCAGAAAUGGCACCACAGUCUCCGAGAACUGGACUUGAGUGGUCAGGGUUUCCAUGAGAAGGACCUGGAUCAGGCGCUAGCUGCUUUCUCUGGCGCCUCUGUCCCCCCGGCCUUGCGUUGCCUCAACCUCAGAGGCACCCGUGUCACACCCAGCACGGUCAGCUCUGUGAUCAGCAGCUGCCCUGGCCUACUGUAUCUCAACCUGGAGUCCUGCCGAUGCCUGCCCAGGGGCCUGAAGCGUGUCUACCGGGGCCUGGAGGAAGUGCAAUGGUGUCUGGAGCAACUGCUCACAAGCCCCCCGGCCCCUCGCUAGCUUGGCCUAGGCUUCUGAUAGGCCUGCCUCUAUGCUUCCCCUGUUUUAGAUGUUUGAGCAUUUUGUUAAUAAAAUGUUUCUAGGGAU